GGCCCGUCCUCCACCGAUUCCCUCGUUGAUCUGGACCAUGUGGACGUCCGUUUUUCAGCUGGUUUGCACCGGCUGGUACCUGCAGGUAGUCGGAUGCUACCCAUCAUGCACUCUGAGAGGACAAAUCGCCAACUGCGCCGCACGGAGGCUUCACUGGGUUCCAGCCCUGCCGUCCCACAUCACCCACCUGUACCUGGGGAUGAACCACAUCCGAGAGAUCAACAGCACGUCGCUCCGAGACCUCAAGGAGCUGCAGGAGUUGGACCUCCGACUUCAGACGUCAGCGCUCGUCAUCAGGAACGAUUCCUUCCUCAUGCAGAGGAAGUUGACCACGUUGAUCCUGGUUUUUAACAAAGGCCUCCAGCUGGAGCCGCGGGCCUUUGCAGGUCUGGUCGGUUUGAGAACCCUGUCGCUGGAGCGUUGUGGUUUGACAAGCUCCAUACUGGAGGAGAACUAUCUGCAGCCGCUGUCGUCUCUGGAGGAGCUGGACCUCGCCGGGAACCACGUGGCGAGGCUCCGGCCCGCUCGGUUCUUCUCAGAUCUCACAAACUUCACGCAGCUGAGUCUCAAACUCAACCGCAUUGAAGAACUAUGCGAAAAUGAUCUGGUUGGUUUCAGGGGGAAAUAUUUCACCGUCCUGAACUUGCACGCCAACCAGUUCUUCAAAUCAGAUUUCAGCUCGGAGGGUUGUGGGAACCCGUUCAGAGGGAUUAGCUUCGGUACCCUGGACUUGUCCGGCAACGGGUUGAACAUGAUAAAAGCAAGACGGCUCUUCACAGCAAUCGAUGGGACUGCGGUCGGCCAUUUAAUCUUCUCUCAAAGCCUCGCCAGAGGCUUUUCUCAUGACAACUUACCAGACCCCGAUGAGACCACGUUUCAAGGCCUCAAGAACAGUUCGGUUAUCAUUUUCGAACUCUGUCAAAGUUCUGUGUUUUCCUUGAAAAGCCGUGUCUUCAGCGCUCUGAAAAGUGCAGUGAUUAUCGACAUCUCGGAAAACAAGAUAAAUCAGAUCAGUCGAAACGCCUUCAGUGGUCUUCAGUGGCAUCUAAAAAUGCUCAACUUGUCGUGCAACCUGCUGGGAGAGGUGCACUCUUACACGUUUGCCGGUCUCACCCAACUCAAGCUGUUGGAUUUGUCGUACAACCACAUCGGUGCCCUGGGAUACAAGUCGUUCAGCGGUCUCCCCAACCUGGAGACGUUGCACCUAACGGGGAACUCUCUGCGAGACCUGGGUUCUCCCGCCUCGUUGCCGAGCUUAAACAUUCUCGACUUGGGCGGUAAUAAGCUAAAACACCUCAGCCGCAUCGCCAACUUGGGCGUGAACAGCAUCUACUUGGAUAUCAGAGAGAACAGACUCGACAACUUGGAAGAUGUUUAUACAAUUUUAACCCAUUUCAAGCAUCUCCAGUUCUUAUUUUAUGGCGGAAAUUUAAUCAAGUGGUGCACUUUGAACGAGAAAUUCACAAUAAAUGAGAAUAACAGCCUGCAGUUGCUGGAUCUCCACGGCUGCUCCCUGCAGAUCGUUUGGGCGCAGGGCGAUUGCCUCGACCUGUUCGAUCGUCUCAGGAAUCUGCGACACCUAAACAUGAGCCUCAACUCCCUCUCAAGUCUCCCCCGGGGAGUUUUCAGGGGUCUCAGCUCCAUCGCGGAGAUCGACCUUUCGUCUAACGCCCUGACCUACCUGCAGUCGGACGUCUUCCCGGCCAGCCUGACAACCCUCCACCUGUCAAACAACUUCCUGGCCUCCCCCGAUCCCUCGACCUUCCGCUCUCUCACUUCUGUCAGUCUGUCAGACAACCGCUUCCACUGCGACUGCACCCUGGAGAGCUUUUUGACGUGGCUGAACGUGACCAACGUCACCUUCCUGAACCCGGUCCAGGAGUACAGAUGUGAGUUUCCAGCUGCUGUUCACGGCCUUCCACUGCUGGACUACUCGAUGAUCGCCGAACCUUGUGAGCAAGACGACGAAAAGGCCGUUCAAGCUCUCAGAUCUGCUCUCUUCGUCCUGUCCUCCACCCUGAUAGUCGUCGUUGCACUCAGCGGGGUUGUUUACGGCCGCCUCCGAGGCCAAAUAUUCAUCAUCUACAAAAAGGUUCUGGGACGCGUUCUCGAGGGACCGAAGGUGGCGCCGGCCGAGAACAACUGGCUUCACGACGUGUUCCUGUGCUUCAGCAACAGCGACUACAAGUGGGUGGAGGAAGCUCUACUGAAGAAGCUGGACCAGCAGUUCUCAGAGGAAAACGCCUUCCGUUGCUGUUUUGAGGCCAGAGACUUCCUCCCCGGCGAGGAUCAUCUCUCAAACAUCCAAGAUGCCAUCUGGGGCAGCAGGAAGACUUUGUGCGUCGUCUCCAAGGAGUUCCUUAAAGACGGGUGGUGCUUGGAGGCGUUCAGCCUGGCCCAGGGCCGGAUGCUGGAGGAGCUGACCAACAUCCUGAUCAUGUUGGUGGUGGGGAAGGUGGCUCACUACCAGCUGAUGAGGUGCAACGCAGUCCGAGCAUUCGUCCAGAGGAGAGAGUACCUCACCUGGCCCGAGGACCCCCAGGACCUGGAGUGGUUUUACGACCGACUCAGCGCACAAAUCCUCAAAGAGACCAAGGUGGAAAGGUUUGCAGUGGACAAACCCGAGCCGGCAAAACCUGGACGCCGACGAGACAGCAAGGACGGGAUUCAACUCGAGGACAUCGGGGCGGUCGCGAACUGAACUCUGCGUGUGAAAUAAUAAUAUAUAUGCGCCAAGGGGAAAUGAAAUCUAUACAGAGAUGCAACAUUUACGGUUCCUGAACUGCUGCGCUUGGCUUCUAGGACCUCCGUUGUUGUUGCUUUUCUCCCCCUUCACACUCUUUCUCUUAGCAUUUUGUCACGUAUACCUCCUGCAGUGCAUUUAUAAAAAGCUCUACUUUGGUUUCAUUAAUAACAUCAAUCCUGCGCCUGCAGACCUCUCUUCAUCCUGAAAAAUCCUUACCUUUGUUUCCUUACUUUGGAAGGUUCGUAAUGAGAUAAAAAUCGCCAUUAAGGCGUACGCUACUACGACAACUAGUGAUGCACCGAUUGUUCGGUAACCGAAAUUGUUCGGCCGAAAAUGGCAAAAAAACACUUUCGGUGUUCGGCGGAAUAAGUGGGAAAAAAAACGAACAAUUAAUAACGGUGUUGUAAUAUAAGGAAAUAGACUGGCAGCUCCGUAACGGUUGCACCACAAACAUAAAUCGUUGGCCAACCUGACAUUCACCAGCAGGUGGAACCAAAACAACAUAAAUCAAUCUAUUACAGGUGCGUUUAGAUGACGUUAUUGUUCUUUGCUGGUAUAAUGUCUGCUGGAAUAUUAAGUUAAAAAAUGUUCAGUUUUUUAUGUUCAACAAAUGUUUUCUACCUUGUAAUUUUGUAAAAGAUUAUUUUCUUUUAAAAGCAUGCCUAAAUCAAAUUUAUUUGAUUUAUGCAA
Messenger RNA from Cololabis saira (Pacific saury), 3436 nucleotides. Its product is annotated as toll-like receptor 5. The transcript is spliced from 4 exons. Gene Ontology annotation, biological process: immune response; inflammatory response; toll-like receptor signaling pathway. Lineage: Eukaryota; Metazoa; Chordata; Actinopteri; Beloniformes; Belonidae. Bases 38 to 2701 code for a protein of 887 amino acids. Gene Ontology annotation, molecular function: transmembrane signaling receptor activity; protein binding. The record is from RefSeq and is a predicted model, not a curated record. Gene Ontology annotation, cellular component: membrane.